Mya arenaria is the source of this 1335-nucleotide messenger RNA. RefSeq lists its product as uncharacterized. Gene Ontology annotation, molecular function: G protein-coupled receptor activity. Bases 63 to 1046 code for a protein of 327 amino acids. Gene Ontology annotation, cellular component: plasma membrane. Gene Ontology annotation, biological process: adenylate cyclase-activating G protein-coupled receptor signaling pathway. The record is from RefSeq and is a predicted model, not a curated record. The transcript has a single exon. Lineage: Eukaryota; Metazoa; Mollusca; Bivalvia; Myida; Myidae.
CCAGCUUAGCUUUACCAUCUUCUUUUCGGCAGUGAAGUAAAAACCUUAGAACAAGAUACCGAAUGGAAUCGAAUCCUCCUAGUAAUGGUUACGAUCUUCCAGUGUAUGGGACACAAAACGACACAUUUUAUGGAAUACAUAUACCUGCUUUAAUAUGUAUCGUCACGAGUUUCACGUGCGCCAUCAUUGCGAUCGUGUUGUCGUUUCGUAGCAAGAGUCACCGGACGUUCUUCACAGGAUGGUUGAAGAGCGAAAGGUUUAUUGUGUAUCUGGCAGUGUGCGACGGUCUUUUCAAUACCGCGCAUUUCACCGACCACCUGCACAUAGUGAUCGUGCGGGACCAUGUUUACCCACGGCAACUGUGCGAGUUCUAUGGAUUCACCUUGGUGGAAUUCAUCACAGCUCAAAAUCUGCUGGUAAAUGUGAUCGCGGUAAACGCUUUCAUGUUGAUGUAUUUCGACAAGAACAUUUACUUUGGAAGAUACGACUGGCGACUGUUGACAUGGACCUUUGGGACACCGUUUGUUGGAGCUACUAUUGCCGAAGCGCUCGGGCAACUAGGGCCAAACGGAGCUUAUUGCCACUUCGAUGGAGUAAAGGGAAAAAUUGUAGGAUUGGUCUUCACAACUGUGACAAUACUUUUAAUCCUAUUGAUGAAUUCUGUUUUAUAUACGUUGACAUGGCGACGAAUUCAAAAACUGACGCGUUCAGCAGACCAAUCUCACCACAGCAUGACAUCAACGAGAAGGGCGUCCAUCCGUUCCGCCCAGUCUAUGUCCCUCUUCGUGCUGGCGUUCUUCAUCCAGUGGUGGACAAUGGCGCUGUAUGGAACCUGGAAUAUUUUCACCGAUAACGUACCUCAGCCGCUGUUUCAUCUCGUAACAAUAUUUGUUAACCUAGGUGGAACAUUGAAUUUGAUUGUGUACAUAAUAUUAAGAAGGCGGCGGAUUGAACGACCGUCAGACACAACAAAGGAUGUCAUCAAAAGAGCCACUGACUCAAAGAAAUCUUCCAAUGGUACCGAACAAUGCUCUUCGCCAUUGUAAUUUGUAAAUAAAUAUCAUUAUUGAUUUUAUCAAGGCAAGUUUCAUAUUUUAUAUUUGAGUAUAUAUUUUGUCGACAUGAUGGUUUGUUAUUUUAUAUAUGAAGAAAUUCAUUACAUUCUAUGUACAUGCACCCUUUCCCAUUUUUCAGACAGAAACUCGUUUUCCAUCCGUUCCCUUAUUUCGCUGUUUUUGUAUUUAAUAACAAAAGGUUUUAGAGUGUUUUUGUUGCUGUUGUACAUAAAGCAAUGCGAUAUAUGUUAUAUUUAGUUGGUGAGUUUGCAAUAAAAGA